UGAGGUGAAUGAGUGUAGUCAGUGUGCCCCGGAAAGAGGGAAGGGGCACCUCCACAUUGACAAGGAAGCCACGGCAUCCAUGAAAAUUAAGAGGCACGGAAGUUACUCGGGCAAAUGUCAACAAAUUGGAAGCAUUUAACCACAAGAACCUCCGUUAAACUGUUGGGGGACGGUGUAAGGUUACAGUACGGAUGUUUCCUUGUGACGUAUAAGAGAUAAAAUAACUUGUAGGAGAAGUGUGGGUAACAUGAGUGAGGGCAACCCAAAAGGGGAGAAGCUGGAGGAGUAUGUGGAAGCAUUACAAGACUACCAAUAUGAGCAUCAUGGUCAGACUUUCAUUAUAUCCAAGGGAGAGAUCUUCUUGGUCCUCAAAAGCACAAAUAAUAUUUGGUGGCAGGUGAUCCGAGCUGGAAGCAAGCGAGCUUUUUACGCUCCAGCACAACAUCUGCAACGUAAAAGUUUAUCGGAAGAAGAAAUGAAGAGAAUAAUAAGUGGUCACAACUCAAGCUCUGAAAAUGUUUCUUUUCAAAGGAGAUCCCAGGAGUUUGAUGGAGGCGGACCCUGCUUGGCACAAGAACUAUCUCCUAACAGUACUCAUGCUACUAGUCAAGGUCUUCGGUCUUAUCCAGGACACUUUCAAACUUCACCUCUACACAUAUCCAAGUCAAGUUUAAAUGAGGGCAGUGCUGAAUCCUUAAGGCAUCAACCAAUUAAACCCUUCAUCAAGUCAAGAUCCAUUGAUGAGUUGAGGUCAGGUGGACGCAGUCACUCCACCCUGGAUAUCACCAAGAUGCGGGAAGCCAGCAGUGAGGAGCUGGAUAGACGUGCAAGUGGGGGUAUUCAGCUGAGUCCACGUCUCAGAUCCAGCUCAUUUGACUUAAGAAUGCCUCCUAAGGACACCGAGAUGAAGCAGGGAUCCCUAGACAAGCCCCGUAAUUCCAGGAUCUCCAAAGACCAAGGGGAUAGGCGGCGGUCUUGGGCAUUAGAGAACUUUAGGCCAUCCCUCAAGAGAGGGGAGACAGUGGAUGCAGCCAUUGUGCUGGAUGUACCACCUGAGCUACCCCCUAAGACAAGACCCAAACGUGGACUUAGCACAUUCAGCUCAAAUCCUGAGAAUGUUGGUCAUCUAGAAGGACCAAUUGACCUCAAGGUUGAACAGGCUAGAAUGGCCAAAUCAGGACAAUUAUCUUUAGGAAAGGAGCAGCAUGCUGGUAGGGAGGCAGAGAGGAGACACUCAAGACAUUCUUCAGAUCCUUUACUACUCCUGGAGGAGAAUACAAGCUAUCCUCUAUAUCAGGAAUCCCAAAAUGGCAAGGGUCCACCUAUUGCCUUACCCAGGAAACUGUUGCCUCCACAGACUAGUCUCAUGGAGAGCAGGCCUGAAGUUCAGCCUCAUAUAGGUGAUUACUCUCAUAGAGAUGCCAAUGGAAACAAGGUUAAAGAAAUUUCAAGCCAGAGCAGCAUUGCAAGCAUAUCCUAUGCCACCCAUGAGGGUUCUGUUAAGACCAGAGAAUUUCUGGGAAGUUUCAGACAAAAAAGUAAGGCAAGUGAACCUCCACUAGGAAAAUCCUCAGGCACACCAGAGAUGAUCAUAAAGAAUGACACCAACCUAGCACCACCUCAGAAGUGCAGGCCAGAAUCCCCCAAAACCCAAACUGUCAAGAAUAAAUUCUCGCAGGGUUUUGGCAGUUUCAGGAACAAGAGCAAAAGAGAAACCAAAAAGGAGGAAAGAGAGGAGCCACCAACAAGGGAAACACCCACGCCUGAUUCCUCACGUGGAGGGAAAAUAGUGCAGAGCCCACCAUCCCCACGAUGUCCCCCUCAAAGAACACUUAAUGGUGACUGGGGAGAGUACAUAGAAGAGGUCUCCAAAAGACCUUACUACUAUAACUCUGUGACAAGAGAGAAGCGCUGGAAGCCUCCCCGUUGGAGCAAAGGAAACACUUCCAAUUCUAUCUCAGAGGUUCCUUCUACUGGGACUGAUGACAGAAACUUCAAAGGAAAUGCACCCCAAUGUCCUCCAAAGUGUCCAACCCCAGAUUACCCAACCUCACCAAGGCUCUCCCACAAGCCCUUCUCUUACACUUGUAAUCCAGACACAACACCAAUCCAUUCCACCCAUCCCCGUGUUGCUGCCCACAACUCAUCCUCCACCAGUACUCCUCACUCCAACACAUCACAAACCCUCACAAACACCACCUCUGCCACCCGCAGCAUGUCCCCCCCACAGAUAUCAGGCAAGAAGUUGUUGCCUCUGUCUUUUGCAACCCCUCCCGCUGUGCCCCCAAGCAGUGCCAAACCCACCUUUCCCACUACACCCACAACGCCGGAGUUUGCUGACUUCACUGCUGCCACCACCACUGACGAUCAAAACUAUGCUCUCCUCGAUAUUCUGUACAAAAUGAAGCUUCCACGUGGCUGGGAGAAGAAGUACGAUGCUUUCAACCAAAGGAUCUACUUCCUCAAUGUUGUCACUCGAGAGAGGUGGCUGGCAACAAGCAGUGAUGAGGGUAAGGUGUACUACUAUGAGGAAUCCGGCACCAAGAGUGCAUGGAGAUUGCCGGAGGUUGAUGAGGCUGAACUGCCUGAUCAGGAAGGUUGCCCCAGCCAGCCAUUGGCAUCUCCAUCUGAGAACUACAGACUCUCCAACAUAACAGAGAAUCUAUCUGAGCUCAGUGACAGGACCCUUCGGGAAGGAUUCCUGCACCGCACCUUCCUGAUGCGAGACAGCAAGAAGGUGCGCAAGAACUGGACGCACUCCUACACUCGCUACAUUGUGCACUCCUUCAAUAACGGCUGCUCAGGCAUUCUUUACUUCACCAAGAACAAGGAUGAUGAAAAGAGGUCUGAAAUCUUUGAGUUCUUCUCUCCCUGCUACUUGGAGCACGCUUCUGACAAGAAGACCAGCCGACAGCUUGUAUUUGGGUUACGUAAUGGACAUGACACAGAAGUCCUGCUGCACUUUGAAGAUAAAGACAUUGCCCAGUUAUGGUUGAAGGACCUUAAGACUCAUGAAGGGAUAGAGUACUGUGCGAAUACUGAAAAAGAAGACAAAAAGGGAAAGAAAGGUUCAGAAAAGAUUAAGCGUGAGACAAGUGUAGAGCAACUCAGCCCAGACAGCAAAGGGAUCAAAGACAAACUUCGCAACUUCAUCAGAAGAAGACCCAUGAAGGAAACUUUAGAAAACAAAGGCAUUUACAAAGAGUCAGUAUUUGGCAGCACAUUGGCAGAGUUGAAGUCCCAAGAUAAGACAAAUAUACCUAUUUUUGUGCUACUCUGUAUUCAAAACAUUGAGAAAGAUGAGGAAAAUCUGAAGACAGAUGGCCUCUACAGAAUAUCUGGUAAUGCCGCCCAGAUUCAGAAGAUCAGGUUUGAGGUUGCUCAGAGAAAGCACAAUGUCUUGAGUCAAGAGAAGGAGAUUCACAAUCUUUCUGGUGCGCUGAAGCUGUUCUUCCGGGAGCUGAAAGAACCUCUGAUCCCUUAUGAAAUCUAUGAUGAUUUCAUACGUGCCACUGGUUCAGAGUACCGGCGGAUGAACCAGCAAGCUGACAAGCUAAUGAAGGCUGUUAACAAGCUGCCUGUAGAAAACCGUGAUACUCUCAAACUCUUGAUGCAGCACCUUCUUAGAGUGAGUGAGUAUGAGAGUGAGAACCGCAUGAGCCUCUCCAAUCUGGCCAUUGUGUUUGGACCGUGCCUCAUGUGGCCCAAGGUGACUGUGUCCCAUGACCUCAUGACGGACGUGAUGCUCCACAACCGUGUGGUGGAGGGACUUCUCUGUGAUUUUGAUAAGAUUUUCUCUAAGAGGUGAUUAGUUGGCACUGUGAUAUGCAAAAUUUAGCUCUGACAUUGUUAUUUUUAUCAUUUUUAUACAGAUUUCCCUGCCAUUUUAUCUGCCUUCAAUCUAUGACCUAAGGAGAUAUCUAAAGAAUGCAUUAUAAUGAAUUUUAUUACUAUUGGCCUUCCAUCACACUAUGACAGGGAGAGCCCUCUUGAAAAUGUUAAGGAUUCAAAUCUAUUAGUGAUUAUCCUUGAGUUUGAGUCAAAUGAGGAGAGGAACCUGGCUGUUGGAGGAGGAGGAGAGUUGAGUUCUCCCUGUGCCAUUGUCCUGUAACCCUGUAACAGAAGCCAGCUAUGUCCAUGCUCAUUUGCUUAAAAAUCACAUAGAAAAUGUAUCUCUUAAAAACAUUUGUAUUUUGUUUAUUAUUUAUAACUUUUUUUCAAAGCUCUGUUUUAAAGUGUUUAUUUGACAUAGAAAUGGAGACUACAGUCUGAAUUAGUGCUCAAUAUACAAUUUGUGAAUGUUAGAAGGAAUUGUUAAGCAAUAUUUUAUUAGUAUGGCUACUUUUGCAUGAAGUAUGUAAAUUUUGGUAUGCAUUCCAGUAGCAGUAUGUGUAAAGUGCUAUUUAUCUAUUUACUGUUUUCAUCAUUAAAACAUGUGAUUAAAAGACAAUGAAAGUUUGAUAAUAUUUUAAGGGAACGUGGACCCAGCAGUCUGUUUUGUACACGUAUACUACACUCAGUAUUGUGUAAUCCUUUGUUUAUUGUUAUGUAUGGAAGAAGCUGGAUCUUCUAUCAGCUGUGUAUAGAUGUCAAUGUAGGUGUAUAGAACAGGUCCUUAGUAUGUAUAUUUAGCAUGGACAGUGAGAAGUGUUGCCUGCAUAGUCAAGCUUCAGUGCUUUCAAAGCAGGACAAGCCUCAAAGUGAGAUAAAGCUGAGCAAAUGCUUUAAAUGCUAUUUACAUUAUGGAGUGUAAUUGUUAUACAGAUUUAUACAUUCAGGUUAGUUAUUAUUAUUAUCAGGCAUGGCUUAAGAUUUUUAUUCCCAGAAUUUAUUGCUAUGAAAAAGAAAAAGAUUUACUGUUCAGUUUUAAUCCUGUUUUCUCAUUUGAUUUUUCAGUUAGAAAAAUUUACUAAAAUCAUCAAUCCUACAACCCUAUAAUAAGUAAAAUCAUGAAAUGUAACCAUAUUGCUGUUAACCAGGGAUAGUUAAGAAGCCAAGAGAUUAAGAACUAAUGUGGAUUCUGGAGUUUGUUAUAUUUUUCAACUCUUGCAGAUAUACUUAUUGAAGUCUUUCUCCAAACACAAAAUUUUUAUGCCUGCCAAACAUUAACUUCACCUUGGAUAGAAUUAGAUUAGAUUAUAUAUUCCACAAAUUUUGUGAGGCAAUCAAGAGGUUCUUGGAAGAAUGAUAUCUUAAAACUGCUAUAAUAUCCAGAACAUAGUUUUGUAAUGAUUGAAAAAUGAAAGUGCUGAGUACGUAGAGAGUGGGGUGUAGACGUAAAGAAACUGUAUAUUAUUAUAUUUUUCUUUUCAAAAUUUUUGUCUACAUUUCUGCUCCAGAAGAGAAAAGCAGAGUAAUAGAGCAGAGAAGCAAAAAUGUACCAGUUAAUGCCACUGUUGACAUUUACAUAGUUCAAACGGCUUGGUGAAUGACAUGGCCAAAUGUUUGAUAUGAAGUUGUUUACAAUUAAUAUUUUUUCAAGUAAUCCAUCUAUAGAAACAUAUUAUUUAACAAUUUUUAUGUUUAUGAAUAAAUCAAGCAUAGAUUAAGCAACUCCACUGUAAUGGGUUGCAUGUGUGUAAGACCACAAUUGCUGUUCAUGUAUGAGAUAGAACUCUGUGAAUGUGAAAUGUAUGCUUUCACAGAGUGAGCUGUUGUAAUGAUACAUACUCAUAGCAGAUACAUGUAGGGCAGCAGAGGUAUAGGAAGGGGAAGCUGAGACUAAUUGUAGUUAUCAUCUACAUUCCUUUUAAUUAUUUUUAGAAUGCAAACAACUAUAUAUCCACAGUUCCUUUUUUAAAUAUUGAUAUGAUUCAUGAUAUUCACUCUUUAUGAAAUGUAAUUCACAUUUCCUAUUUUUAUGGGCUUACAAGUUACACAUUCCUGGUUUUCAUUUUCAGACAGGUGGAGUACACACUUCCUGUAUUUUUUUCAUAGGUACAGUAAUGGUCAGUAAUUGAGUGAAUUGUCACUCUUACUUUCACUGCAUUUAAUGUUUCCUCAAGUGCAAGUCUGUUGUAAGCUGUACGAUAUGUUGUGUGUCCUUUAUAGGAGGCUGUUAACAGACCAUAUGAUGCAAGAUCAAAGAAACUUAUCUUAACAUUGUGAAAGUGAUUGUGGCAGCUUAGUGACUCAUGACCGUGAUUGUAUACAGUAUUAAGUAUGUUAUCCUGAUUUUUAUCAUAAAGCAGGCAUGGUUCACAUUCCAAAUUGCAUACAUACAUUACCCACCCAUUUCUCCACUCAGCCUUUGUACUUUUACCUUCAUUUAUGAUUCAUUCUUUCCCUCAUAUUAAUGUGUAAGUCAAAACUUGGUGUUUUGUGAGUAGAGAAGGAGACUUGGACCGGUGUGUUGGGUAUAUGGUUAACAAUGCUUCUACAUGUCACACGUUCUAUUUUUCAAAAGAUAAUUAAACUAGUUUCUCCUUUGUACUACUAUGUCAAAUGUUGAAACAAGUGUGUGUGUGUGUGUGUGUGUGUGUGUGUGUGUGUGUGUGUGUGUGUGUGUGUGUGUGUGUUCAUUCUGAAAAUUUGCCCAAUGAUUAGAAAGCUGUUGAUACUCUACUUUUAUAAUAUCAUGCUUGGGUAAUUUGUAUAUUUUGAAUAACAAUGCAUACUGUAAAUAGGAUAUAAGAUGGACUGUGUGUGUGUGUGUGUGUGUGUGUGUGUGUGUGUGUGUGUGUGUGUAACUGUCAAGAAAGACUGUGGCUGUCAUGUGUAAUGUCUGUAUGAUGGUCAGGGUCCACUGUGUACAUAAAUAAAAAUUACUAUUAC
This is a messenger RNA of Portunus trituberculatus (swimming crab), 6774 nucleotides long. Its product is annotated as rho GTPase-activating protein 12-like. The record is from RefSeq and is a predicted model, not a curated record. The coding region runs from base 248 to 3808 and encodes 1186 amino acids. Gene Ontology annotation, molecular function: protein binding. Gene Ontology annotation, biological process: regulation of GTPase activity; signal transduction. Gene Ontology annotation, cellular component: cytoplasm. Lineage: Eukaryota; Metazoa; Arthropoda; Malacostraca; Decapoda; Portunidae. The transcript has 15 exons.